AUGGCAUCAUUACUGUCUCUCCCACUGGAGGUUUUGCAACAGGUCUUAGCCGAACUCGCCGACAACCCACCAGAACCACCUAGUUUGGAGUUUUACGUCCCUCCUUUCAACUCCAACCCAACGUCGGCUAUACUCUGCCAGACAUGCCGCAGUCUCCGUGAGAUUGCUGAGCCGGUCCUUCACCGACACAUUUACAUUCCAAAUGCGAAUGUGAAGAAGUUCAUAUCACUGUUCAAGUGUUGGAAAGCACGGCCUCACUGCGCUCAGUACACCCGAAGACUCACAAUUGAGGCAAGAUCACAACGCCUUGAAGAAUAUUCCCACCGUGCAGUAACGCGUCUCAUUGAUCUUGAAGAUGCCGAUUUCGUUUCUGGCAUCAUCCAAGAUGUAGGUCUCGAGAUACGACCCGAUUGGUACGAGUAUGACUGGAACAUCAACGUCUUCGUGGAAGUCGCCAUGUUACUGGCACAGAACGCCGAAUCCGUUGAGUUGAUGUUUGAACCCAAACGCGGCGUCUAUCGACAACCCUUUGACAUGAUCCCCGAGCCGAACAAGACAACUAAGCCAAUCCUCUUCAAUAAUCUUCGACACCUUCACUUGAUGCAACCAGGCCUCAGUACUAUGGACGAGUUCAAGUCUAUUUUGCACUGCGCGCCAAACCUUCAAGGACUUCGGCUUGAUCUUUGCGACGACCCUAUGUCCGUUUUCACCCUUCCGCCGAACCUCACCAGUCUCAUUCUACGGCGUACCAAUCUCAGCGCACGGCACUUCCAAUCAAUGACCUCGAACUUCACCAUGCUACGCCAUCUAGAGCUUGUUUUUAAUGGCUUCUCACGAGAAGCAUCCAUCAUGGAGGCCAUUGCAAAGCAUCGUAACACUUUAACGAGUCUCAUAUUGAUAUCUGGCAAGACUCUUCCCUUUGCAAAGCUGAAGAGUCUCCACAAACUCGAAUCUCUUACCAUGAGCAUCGAGACUGUGCGGCCCGAGGAUUUGUUGGGUUCGCUUCCAUCUUCUUUGCGCGAGUUACGCAUUCUGGAAGAAACGGAUGGCGGGACUGCACAUCGACCUGAAAUAUGGUUCGAAGAUUUCAACGCCGACUUGGAUGCACGGUCGGAAACCCUGCCUCAAGAUAUGGUCAUCUAUAGGAGUUCAUAUUCCAGGGGGAUCAAGUCUGCGCUUACUCUCACCUCCUUCAGCAGGGAUUGCGUACUUUGGCGGGAGACCAUGCCUCCUUCACCAGAUCCUGUGAAUGCUAGCCAUGCACAUGAUGAUCCCAUUAAUCUGAGGUCUUCCCCCAAACCGCGCAGAAGUGGCAUUUGGGCUCUCCUCGCACUAGUACUCCUGGUCAAUCUGGCCGCCAGUCUCUACCAGCUUCCCCUCAGCAGAGUCAUUGAACGCCGCCUCUGCCGCGAGCAUUACGCAGUCACAGAUCCUUCGGUAAUCGAUAAAGAUGGCAAUGUUGCAGAAGGUUUUUGCAAGGUGGACGAUGUGCAGCAGGGUCUUGCCUGGAUUCAAGGGACUAUGGAAACGGCGUGGAUCGUGGGUGACUUCAUCAUGACGGUUCCGUUGGGGUUCCUCGCGGAGAGGUACGGUCGGCGGUCCAUCCUCUGCCUCAACAUUGUGCCCCGCAUCAUCUUGUUGACGUGGGCCGUUAUCGUGGGGUACUUUGAGCAGACCUUGCCGACCAAAGCCAUGAUCGCAUCCCCGUUCUUCUCGGUCCUAGGCGGUGAUUGUGUUUUCAACUCAAUCACAUAUGCCAUAGCUUCCAACAUGACAGACGACCACGUCCUGAGGGCCACGUAUUUCGGAUGGAUGGGCUCCGUGUCGUAUGUCGUCAACUUGCUUGGCCCAGCUCUCGCAUCAGCAUCUAUGAGUCUUCUUCUCUGGCUUCCGUUCUGGAUUGGAAUCGCUCUCCUUCUUCUGGCCAUUCCCGCUAUCUCCCUCUUGGAGGAGUCACCUGACAGCCACCCUGACGCGGACGACCAAGCGAGACCUCUCCUCUCAUCCCCUGUGCUGAAAGCUCAAGACGCCGAUUCAUCCCUUCUGAGAUCCAUCCUCCAGCGCUUCGGCGUCUUGAAGUCUAUCGUCGCAGGUCAUCCCCGCAACAUGACCCUCCUGCUCAUCAGCUUUGUCCUCACCUCGCUCGCAAGCUCGGACACGAAGUUGCUUGUGCAAUACAUCUCGAAACGCUAUCACUGGACGUUUGCGUCUACAGGCUAUCUCCUCUCCGCCAAAGCCGUCGUCAACUUCACGCUCCUGACGGCCAUCAUCCCCGCCAUUCUUCGGUCGAGACAGAAUAGGUUGCGGCAUAUUCCGCCUGAGCUGGCCAGUCACCGGAUGAACAUACACUACGCCAACAUCUGCUUGGUUGUCUCUAUCCUCGGUGCUCUGGCGAUUGCUGUGGCGAGCCGGAUCUGGAUGAUGGUACCCUCGCUGUUUCUCUACGCUCUCGGCUCGGCGCUGCCGGUAUUCACGCUAUCACUGCUCAAGUCUCCCUUCAUCUCACCAAAGAGACACGACCAGCCGGUCAACUCCGCGGACCCAGAGUCACACAUAUUUUCGAUUGUGAUGAUGGUCAAGACUUCAGGAUCGCUUUUAGGCGCACCACUGAUGAUGGUCCUAUGGGUGAAGAGCAUAGCGAUCGGCGGCGCAGCUCUCGGCAUCCCGUACCUUAUUUCAGCCAGCUGUUAUCUUGCUUCUUUGCUCGUCUUAGGUCGCAUCACAACGGAGUAG
Colletotrichum lupini is the source of this 2733-nucleotide messenger RNA. Its product is annotated as major facilitator superfamily transporter. Gene Ontology annotation, biological process: transmembrane transport. Lineage: Eukaryota; Fungi; Ascomycota; Sordariomycetes; Glomerellales; Glomerellaceae. The record is from RefSeq and is a predicted model, not a curated record. The transcript is spliced from 4 exons. The coding region runs from base 1 to 2733 and encodes 910 amino acids. Gene Ontology annotation, molecular function: transmembrane transporter activity. Gene Ontology annotation, cellular component: membrane.